CAUAUCUUUUAACUGAAUCAAUUAAUCAUGAAGUCUCUAGCCCUAGCAGCCACUUUGCUACUUCUGUUACUUGCGAAUUCUGUUUCGGAAGCUGCGAUUUCGUGCAGCGAUGUGAUCAAAGACGUGAGGCCGUGUGUCAAUUACUUGGUUAACGGAAGCGGGAAGCCGCCGGCCGCUUGCUGUGCAGGAGCCUCAGCUCUUUCAUCUUCAGCUACUACUACUGCUGACAAAAGAACUGCUUGCUCCUGCAUUCAAUCAGCAGCACAGAAGCUGAAUGUGAAUGCUCAGUUAGCUCAAGCUCUUCCAUCCAACUGUGGGAUCAGCCUGCCUUAUACUAUUUCGCCCAAUUUCGAUUGUUCCAAGAUUACUUGAAGAUGAAGAAAUCCAAUGGCUUGGUCUUCAAGUCAUGUCAUGGUAUGUUUUAAGCAAACCUAAGAGUGAGAACAGUUCUACUCUGUUUAUCUAUUUUAUUUCUGUGGAAAAUCGUAUGCUUAUGUUAUAUUAAGGUACUCUAUGCUUAUGCUAUAUUAAGGUACUUUGUAAUCUUGAAUGUCUUGUUGGGCAAUUCUAAUAAUAAAGGUUAAUGUAGUUUGCUUGGUUUA
Molecule: messenger RNA, 602 nt
Organism: Mercurialis annua (annual mercury)
Lineage: Eukaryota; Viridiplantae; Streptophyta; Magnoliopsida; Malpighiales; Euphorbiaceae
Product: non-specific lipid-transfer protein 8-like
Exons: 2
Coding region: 28-372 (114 amino acids)
Biological process (GO): lipid transport
Cellular component (GO): membrane
Molecular function (GO): lipid binding
Source: RefSeq, a predicted model, not a curated record